Molecule: messenger RNA, 2339 nt
Organism: Malaya genurostris
Lineage: Eukaryota; Metazoa; Arthropoda; Insecta; Diptera; Culicidae
Product: sodium-dependent nutrient amino acid transporter 1-like
Exons: 5
Coding region: 351-2228 (625 amino acids)
Biological process (GO): sodium ion transmembrane transport
Cellular component (GO): membrane
Molecular function (GO): L-amino acid transmembrane transporter activity
Source: RefSeq, a predicted model, not a curated record
GAUCGUACGCUUCUCCGGAUGAAUGCACACACCCACCGCGCGAGACCCAGCGAAUUGGCGCUAGGCACUGAGUCAGUUCUCCUCCAGCGGUUGUCUUGAUCGGUUAACUAUUUGAUUCACGAGAUUGCUGCAGCAGCCAGACGUUCGGUGAUUGCGCGUGGUUACGAGAAUUGCAGAAAAAAAAUUGCGCGCGCUAGACUUUACGUUCGUGGCCGGGACACGUGCGAAAGUAAUUUGCUAGGAAAUAGCAUGUACUGAAUAGUGGCGGUUGUAAGUGCUUUGAACCGGCCCUCUGUCAUCUGUCGAAGGAUUCCGCAAUUGUGCCAAUAGAAAACAGCCAUUUUCGCAGCAUGCAGAACGAAGCCUAUGUCGGCGAUGACGGUAAACGAAGCCGGGUGGAGGGACUAACGGUGACAUGUGUAACCAUCGAGCGGGAGAAUGGUGCAGUCACCAAUGGGGGCUCCAGCCACCUUAGCAGUGCUACCCCUGCAAAUCAUAGUCCAACUACUGCACGAGAAAAAUGGGGUAAAAACAUUGAGUUCCUGCUGUCCUGCGUAGCCCUGUCGGUCGGUUUCGGCAACGUGUGGCGAUUUCCGUAUACGGCAUUCACCAACGGCGGUGGCGCAUUCGUGAUACCUUACCUAAUAGUGCUAUUAAUUAUCGGCCGACCCGUUUACUACCUUGAGAUGGUGAUGGGUCAAUUUUCGAACCGAGGUUGCGUCAAAGUUUACGAUCUCGCUCCAGCUAUGCGGGGUAUCGGCGUAGGUCAAACCAUAGCGAUCUUCAGUGUUAUCACGUACUACGCAUCGGUGCUGGCAAUCACGUUCCGCUAUCUGGUGGCAUCUUUCAGUACGGAAUUGCCCUGGGCUAAGUGUGAGCCCCAGUGGGAGGAUUGCGUGGAUUCCAGUUUUAUUGGAUUGGUCUCUGCUGGCAACAGGACAACCGUUCAGUCGUCCGCUGAACUGUAUUUUAGAAAUACAAUCUUACACAAAGCUGCAUCGCUGGAUAAUGGAAUUGGACUUCCUGAUUGGCGACUGGUAAUCUGUUUGGUUGUAUCAUGGAUUUGUAUUAUCGCGAUUCUUAUUAGAGGUAUCAAAAGUUCAGGAAAAUUUUCCUAUUUCCUUGCCAUAUUCCCCUACGUCAUUAUUUUUAUUCUGCUCAUAAGAUCGGUGACCCUACCGGGUGCUUGGAAUGGCAUUAAAUACUUUUUCACUCCCGAUUGGAAUAAAUUAUUGACCGUCGAAGUAUGGUACGAAGCAGUCACGCAGUGUUUCUUUUCAUUAACAAUCUGCUUUGGAGGGCUAAUUGUAUACUCGUCAUUCAAUAACUUUCAUAAUAAUAUUUACCGACACGCCGUCAUCAUCACAUGGCUCGACACGUUUACCUCGAUGAUCGCCGGUUGCAUCGUCUUCGCCGUAAUCGGACAUCUGGCGCACGUGACCGAACAGCCGGACAUCCGAAAAGUGGUCAAAAGUGGACCCGGUUUAACAUUCGAAACAUAUCCGGAUGCGAUCGCCAAGUUUGACUUUCUACCUCAGCUGUUUUCGAUUUUGUUUUUCUUCAUGCUGUUCCUGCUGGGAAUCGGAACGCUAAUCGGAAUCGUGACGUCCGUGAUCACCGCCAUCCACGACCAGAAUCCGCAUUGGAAACGCUGGAAGGUGGUUCUGGUCGUUGCGUUCGCUGGGUUCUGCAUCGGACUGGUCUAUCUUACUCCUGGUGGAUUGUACAUUCUGGAUCUGGUAGACUACUAUGGAGCCACAUUUGUGACGCUGACUUUGGCAGUUUUCGAGCUGCUGACGUUUGGCUGGAUAUACGGUGUCGAUCGUGUUUGCAAGGAUAUUGAGUUCAUGCUGGAGAAAAAGACUGGUUUGUUUUGGCGAAUUUGCUGGGGCGUUGUCACACCGAUCGUAGUGUUGGUCAUUUUACUGUUCAGUAUUGUACAUUAUGUACCGAAGGAACUACCGGCGGGAUAUAAUGUUUUCGGAUGGUGUCUUUACACGGUAGCCGUACUGCAACUUCCUGCAUGGGGACUAUACGCGUGGUACAAAGCAUCUGCUGCCAGUCCCAUCCAGAGGCUCAGGAAUAUUCUAAGCCCAAUGAGCAUUUGGGGUCCAGAAGAUGCUGCCAUCAGGUCCAAGUACAACACUUUCAUGAGUGAACACGAAGCUGCCUCCUCGGUAGAGAAUUUUACCAUAACCAAGUACAUCCACAGGAAACUAUUAGAAUAGCGAAUCCGUCGGAUGUCAUAAGUUGUUGAUUUUAUUUAUAAGUUCAUUUCGACGUUUGCUUAGAAAGUGAGGAGAAAGAAAUAAAACGAUAAAUGGCUUCGGUUGCAUUUA